This is a messenger RNA of Zeugodacus cucurbitae (melon fly), 488 nucleotides long. RefSeq lists its product as uncharacterized. Lineage: Eukaryota; Metazoa; Arthropoda; Insecta; Diptera; Tephritidae. The transcript has a single exon. Bases 92 to 358 code for a protein of 88 amino acids. The record is from RefSeq and is a predicted model, not a curated record.
CGUAGCACCACUGAGAUGCACACUUGACGAUCAGACGUCUCCGAGUUACAAAUUAUAAUUUCUUAUUUCACAAACCAACUUCAGUUUCAAAAUGCGUGCUGCAUUCUUGCUUUUGGUUAUCAGCUUUGUUGCCUGUCUUUACUUGGCUCAAGCAGCAACGCCGGUGGAAGAGGAGCAUGCUCCAGCAGCCGAUAGAGAAGCAGCUCUCCUGGAUGUCGAUGCUGGCGCUGGACACGAAAAUGAAGCUCCUCGCGAAGCUCGCGGCUACUAUGGACGUCGUUAUGGUGGAUAUGGAGGUUACGGACAUCGUGGAUUUGGUCGCCGUUAUGGUUAUGGUCGUGGUCGCUAUUAUGGUUGAAAAGAAGCUUUUGUGUUUUGUUUUUGUUUUUAAAAUUCCCGAUUUUUAAGUUGACCGAAACUUUUUUAUUUAAUCAGUGCAUAUAAACUCAAUAUUUAUAAUAAAACAAUCGAUUGUUCUGCAAUAUAAA